GGUGUAUCGGAUUGACGGCUGCCUUCUCCAGCUCGCAAAUCUAGAUGGGUCCCGAGAAGCGGGAAACGCAAGGGUCUGGCCCGGUACUGUAUUCGAAAGCAGGGUGCGCCAGCCGGACGGGCGCCAGAACAUCUCCCUGAGUCCCCCUACGAAGUACUUGCACAGAGUCACCUCACAAAUGGAGACGGCAGCAAGGCGUGACCGCAGUUGGGGGUGUAUCGCAAGGUUCGAUCAAGUUUCAACAUGCACCGCUGAAGAUGAGCUGAAGUGGGCUAUUGGGCAUCCUCAUCUCUUGACGUUGCCCACAGUACUCCGGAGUGUACACUCGAAACCCCAAGGAGACGAUUCGGCUGUACAGCCUCACCUGCGUCGUGAGAGUCGGGACGCGUUCGUCCAGAUCAACAUACGAAUGACCAGAAACGCAUCUUGCAUAGCCAAGCUCGCCAGUCACCAGUGUCAUCUAUUCUCACGAUGCCGCAUUGCACAGCACUCCUCCGUGCCAUACCACCAUACCAAUAGAGCACAGCACAGCACAGCACAGCACAGCACAGCACAGCACAGCAUAGCAUAGCUCACUCUGAUUGCUCUCCAUCAUGCACACCUGUUGCACCGGUCGUGGCUUUGAGGCCGCUAACGGUAGGGCGGCAAGCUAAGAGUCCUCAAGAGAACCAAGACACGAACAAGACUGGGCAAGACUGGAGAGGGACUUAUAGUCUCAUGCACGGUACC
Molecule: messenger RNA, 729 nt
Organism: Colletotrichum phormii
Lineage: Eukaryota; Fungi; Ascomycota; Sordariomycetes; Glomerellales; Glomerellaceae
Exons: 1
Coding region: 179-571 (130 amino acids)
Source: RefSeq, a predicted model, not a curated record